Phyllotreta striolata is the source of this 3519-nucleotide messenger RNA. The record is from the annotation of a GenBank genome assembly. Lineage: Eukaryota; Metazoa; Arthropoda; Insecta; Coleoptera; Chrysomelidae.
UUUCAAUUGUAAGUUAACCCUAUUAUUUGAAUGUAAAUAAAAAACAUUAAAAAAAUCGUUUAAUAAAUAUUAUACACAAUGGACAUAUCCUCUGUACUAUCCGCAGAAAUAUCCGCUACCUGCAACGCUUUGGGUUACUUCGAUGAAAAAUCCAACAAAUAUUUUUCCGAUGGAAACGUCCUGGAAACAGUCAAAGACCUCGUCCGGUAUCUCCGGCGCGACGACGAAAACCACAGCAUUCGAAGGCAACUCGGCAAAAGCAAAGUACUGCAAACCGAUUUGCUCCCCUUACUAAAAACCUACCACGAAGAAAGCGACCUGUUCGACGUGCUCUUGAGGCUCGUAAUGAACCUAACCACGCCGCCUUUGCUGCUCUUCAACUUCGAAAUACCCACCGAUUUGUUCCAGCGAAACCUCUACCUGGAAAUGGACGAUCACCUGCAAUCGUACAAGGAAUCGUUCGCCGACGAGGGCAUUUGGGCGGUGUUCAGCACCCAUCUGAGUAGGAUACUCGAAAUCGAGCACGCCGAAAGAGGAGAAGAAAACAGCGUUAAAAUCGAACGAAUAUUAGUACUGAUCAGAAACGUUCUAUUCGUCCACUCGGACUCGGAGGAACGAAGGCCGGACAACGAUGCAAGCCUGCACGAUCAAGUACUCUGGGCCCUACACCACUCCGGCCUGCUAGAUAUAAUUUUGUACAUAACGACGAAUCCCAUCGAACAAACUUACUACAUGUACAUAUUGGAGAUAAUGUUUUUCAUGUUGAGGAACCAACGGCCGCAGGAUUUGGCCCAGGCCGCUUUGGAGCGCAGCCAAACCGAGAAGAUCCGAGACGAGGCCGAGUUGGUGAAUCUGAAGAACGUCGAGCAGGUGAGGAAGCAGUACAAAAUGAAGAAAUACGCGGGCGCCAGGCAUUCGAGGUUCGGUGGCACGUUCGUGGUGCAAUCGAUGAAGAGCAUCAACGACAACGAACUGAUCUACCACAAAUCUCUGAACAAAUUAGAAUCGCUAGACUUCGAUAACGGCAAAACGAAGAGGAAAACGCCGAAGAACAGGACGCCUUUGCAGAGCAAUUCGAUCGAACGAAGGUCCGCUUUCAUGAUACGACUCUUCCUGAAGGAAUUCUGCAUCGAAUUCCUGAACGGGGCCUACAACGCCACGUUGCGGUACAUCAAAAGCGUACUUGUCAGGUCAAGCGAUGAGGCCCACGACGAAUCGUACUAUUUCUGGGCGAUGAGCUUCUUUAUGGCCUUCAAUCGCAGCUACAAGUUCGAGGUGAAGUUGGUCAGCGAAACUCUGUCGGUGGAAUCGUUCUAUUACAUCCAGCAGCAAAGCGAAAACUACUUCGACAGGAUUAAAACGGACAAAAAGAGAUUGAAAGUGUGGUCGAGGAGACUCCACAUGGCGAUAUUGACCUACAAAGAGCUACUCCUAACUCUGCUCGCCAUGGAUAAAUCGACGGACGAAAACGUUAGGGAGUCCUCGAAAGUGAUCAAAAACAACUUAUUCUACGUACCGGAGUAUAGGGAAUUCGUACUAACUUUGUUAAUAUCCUUCGACGAACUGAAACUAACAGACGCUUAUCUGAAAGAUUUGCUAGAAACCCAGCACCAUUUCCUGAAGAUGUUCGAGGGUUACUGCAACAGAGAAGGAUCGUUGAUUGUACAGAAGAAGUCGCUGCAUAAACGAAAGAAAAAGGCUGCCAAUCGAGCCGCCUCCAAGGAGGAAUCGACCGAGAAACUGAACCGAUUGUGGGAAUCGUCCUCGCCUCAAAUAGUCGCUCUGUUAGAAUCAGGCGGUAGUUUUUUAACCAGAGAAGUACCGUUCGAUGCCGCCUCGGAGGUCCCCGUAGACGAUCAAAAAACCGACGCCAUAAAGAAAAUUCAAAACAAACUAAGACAAUCCGAGUUCGAGAGCGCUAUAAGCAUCAUACGAGCGGCAAGAGAAGUGUGGCCUGAGAACAAUUACUUCGGCAGCGACAAUAUGACCACCGAAGAAGAAUUCCUCGCUAUGAAAGAGAUGUUCUUCGCCGAUUUGGGCGAGGAAGCGCCCGAAACGAACGUUCAAACGGAAAGCGAUGGUGAAGAAGAGGAAGUUCGUCAGGAAGCGCGCGAAGUCAACUUCAAUUUCACCGAAUUCCUCGGCCGAUUGGCCCACCCGAAGAUCGUCCGGACCUGCGGCAUCGCUUUGAGAACCUUCGAGACGAACCCCAUCGGUACCAAUCACUCCGUCGUCAAGCUGCUUCACAGGAUAGCGUUCGAUUGCAAGAUGUACGUCAUGCUGUUCCAGUUGAGCCUGUUCCGGACGUUCCAGAGGAUAUUCGAGCUCAAAGACGCGCCCCAAUACAAGGAAUUGGUGAAGUUCUCCACCUACAUUGUGAGGCAGUUCAUAAACGUAUCGCGAACCAACGAUAAGGUUUACAUCGAAGCGUUGUUUUGGAAGACGAAGAAAGAAGCUUACGAGAUCGAGCACGGUUACGGUACCAGCCGAACGGUGGCUACUUCGGGCUGGUCCGAUGAGGAAAAGAACGAACUCGAAGUACUGUUUAACGAAUACCACGAUACGAACGUACAAGAAGACAUCAUCGAUUGGAUAUUGAAGAACCUAAUCAAUCAUACGAGAACUCGACGGAUGGUAUUGAGGCAACUCAAAGUUAUGGAUCUCAUAGAUACAUAUAAAAGGAACAAACAGCAAACUGGGAUCCAGCGCGACUGGAAUCCAGAGGAAGAAUCGCAACUCGGUGAAUUGUUCAAUAGAUGCAAAGACUCUUCUGAUCCGGUUAGUUCGAUUAUCGAUCAACUUUCUACCAAACGAACGAAGAAAAACGUCACCGAUAAGCUAUUAGAGUUGGGAUUGAUACGAAGCAAAAGCGAAGUACGCAAGAAGAAAGAACCGAACAACGAAAGGGAAACGACUGAUGUUAACAGAUUAUACGACAGCGAAUCCGACUCCUCCGAUGAACCGACUCCCAAAUCUCCGGUGGCCAAAAAAAGGGAAUUCUCCGUAAACACCAGCAAAAGCGAAGUGGUGGAUUUGAUCCGGAGGAUACUCGGCGCCGAUUCGGACGCGAGAGUCGGCGUCGAGUGGCUGAAAGAGAGCAUCGCCGAGGCGCUAGAAGACGCCGGGGACGCCGCCGAAGACGUGCCUUUGGUGCCGCUGUCCGAGCCGGCGGAAAACUGCAUGGAAAAUGCCGGUUUUCAGGCGCUGCUCAGGGCGUUGGGUAUCACGCAGCCGCUGGACGAGCAAGAGGCCUACUGGAGGAUACCGAAGGAAAUUGGCAAGGAGGUGUUGGAGAAUCAUCUGGAUUUGUUAGAGUGCGGUUUGAGCGGCGAGAGAGAUGAGGAAGCGCAGUCGCCGCCUCACAAACGGAUUAGAUUAUCGGAAGAACGAGAUUUUUAAAAUGUAAAAUUGUAUUUUAAUUUAAGAUUUAUUUUAAAUAUGUAUACGAAUGUUUAUAAUACCUUUGAAGCAGUUUUUCUAGAUAAAAAUGUGUACUUUUAUUAAAUUCUUCUAAUUUCU